Penicillium egyptiacum is the source of this 792-nucleotide messenger RNA. The record is from the annotation of a GenBank genome assembly. Lineage: Eukaryota; Fungi; Ascomycota; Eurotiomycetes; Eurotiales; Aspergillaceae.
AUGACAUUCGGCUACGACAUCGACAUAUUCAGUUUCACAUCGAUUACCUUCUCAGAUCGACUCUACGACCAUAGCCAAUCCCUGGCUUAUGCAAUAGUCAGCCAACGAAUCGACUGCUCAAGCAGACCGAUCCUAUUUAUCGCGCACAGUCUAGGCGGCUUAGUAUGCCAACAAGCCCUGAUCCUCAGCAACUCCAUAGACGGACUAUGGGGGAUAUCAUCAAGCGCCAUUGGAAUAAUCUUCAUGGGCACACCGCAAUACGGGUCUUCGCUCGCCUCCUACCGAGAGAAACUCGCAAAGGGCAUAAACAUAGUCCACACCGCAAACAAAGAUAUGGUCGGGGCUCUCCAUCCGGAUUCAAAUGACGUGCAACGAGUCGCGAACGAGUUCCAGUCUAUGCUCCGUCGCGGAGACCUCUCCCUCAAUGUCUUCUGUUUCUACGAAGGGAAGAACAUGAACGAUAUAGUGGGCAAAAUCGUUGAAGAGCACUCAGCUGUUCUGCGAGGCUAUGAGAACUGUAGUAUCAAUGCUGAUCAUUGCAACAUGACGAAGUUCAGUGGUCACGCGGAUGGGGGUUACGGGCUUGUUCGGUCGAUCAUUACCGGGUGGUUGCAAGAGUUCCGGGAUGGUGAUGCUGCUGCGAACAAGUCUGCCAUAUCCGCUACUGUCUCUGGAAAUCCUGCUUGGUUGGGUUCUUGGACUCCAGGAAACUUUUGCUUCAAUCGGACUGCAAAUUCGCAAAGUUUCGCUCAGGGAUGUUACACGCAUGGCGAGAACUUUGCCUUCGACUGA